GAGACUCCAAUAAGGCUGCUGAAGUGGGGAGUUCUGCGGGAUUGGAGCCAGAGCCCUUGAAGGUGGGAUCGGCUAGGAAAGGAGAAAAAGAGCAGAGUGUUGGGGCGAAAGUAGGGCGGGACAAAGAGCGCCCAGAGUAGAACUCGAGAGUCCCUGCGUGGGGGAAAGGUGGAGCCAAGGCUGGCCUGGGGCAUCCCCCCCGCUCCGGCUCCGCCGCGCUCUUAGCGCACCUGUCGGGGAGAGGGGAAGGGACAUCCUGGUGCCCGAGGGACCUCCAGUCCAGAGGGGCUUACUCGGAGCUUGGGACUCCCGAGAAGACUCCGCCUCCUCCCCUCCGGCGGUCCAAGCCCCGCAAGUGAAGGGGCGUGACCCUGGUGCUCAGGUUUCUUCCUCCUCACCUGGGCCGGGAGGGGUGGGGGCCAGGACUUCCGGCUCAGGUGAGUGUCCCUUCGGUGACGUCAGGUCAUCCUCGGCCGCCCCUCCGGUUCCUCCCCGCCUCGCGCUCCCGGUGCCCGCGGGGGCGCGCCCCUGACGACCUACAUAUACUCAGGUGCGUCGCACCUGUCCGCCCGCACCUGCCCGCUCACCGCUGAGCGACCUCUCUUCGCACAGCAGCUUCGGGCCGACAGCCCAGGAUACUUUGGGGACUUCCAGCACCCGGGACCGCGCCCACACGGCCCCUCCACCUUUUGUUUGGGAAGGGUCGCCGAGCGCCGGAGGGAACUGCCGGGUCUUCGCGGAUUGCUUUUGUUGGCCACCAGUCCUGUUCCCUCUGCUGUGAGACCCUCGCCCCGCCGGAGGGUAAAUUUGUGUUUACUUCGGUGACAAGAUUUGCGUUUACUUCGGUGACAAGAUUUGCAAGCACUCGACCAAAAACUUUUUUGCCUCUUUGGGUGACAAAACUCGCCAGCCCGGCGCCUCCCGUCUUUUCUGAGGGCGGAAAUGGCCAAUUCGGGCCUGCAGCUGCUGGGCUUUUCCAUGGCUCUGCUGGGCUGGGUGGGCCUGGUGGCGUGCACCGCCAUCCCUCAGUGGCAGAUGAGCUCGUACGCCGGCGACAACAUCAUCACCGCCCAGGCCAUGUACAAGGGGCUGUGGAUGGACUGCGUCACACAGAGCACGGGCAUGAUGAGCUGCAAAAUGUACGACUCGGUGCUCGCCCUGCCCGCGGCCUUGCAGGCCACCCGAGCCCUAAUGGUGGUCUCCCUGGUGCUGGGCUUCCUAGCCACGUUCGUGGCCACGAUGGGCAUGAAGUGUACAAACUGUGGGGGGGACGACAAAGUGAAGAAGGCCCGUACAGCCAUGGCCGGAGGCAUCAUUUUCAUCUUGGCAGGUCUUGCUGCCUUGAUAGCUUGCUCCUGGUACGGCCACCAGAUUGUCGCAGACUUUUACAACCCGUUGGUCCCCAUGAAUGUUAAGUAUGAGUUUGGUCCUGCCAUCUUCAUUGGCUGGGCAGGGUCCGCUCUGGUCCUCCUGGGAGGUGCACUGCUCUCUUGCUCCUGUCCUGGGAGUGAAAGCAAAGUUGGGUACCGUGCACCCCGCUCCUACCCUAAGCCCAACUCUGCCAAGGAGUACGUGUAAGCUGGGAUGCCCUUACCCCAGCCUGGCAGCCUAGAGGUGCCCCCAGACAUCUGAAAGGACCUGGGGCAGACAGCUCAACCCGUGGGCAGGGUGCCGAGCAGAAGCCUGCGGUCACUCUAGCCCAGCACACCAUGUACAGUUCCCUGGGGUGUUGGGUGGUGGGGAGACAAAAAGGGGGAGGGUGUGCCUUUUGUACAGUAAUAAAA
Messenger RNA from Balaenoptera acutorostrata (minke whale), 1784 nucleotides. It is a transcript of the gene CLDN7, whose product is annotated as claudin 7. Gene Ontology annotation, biological process: bicellular tight junction assembly; cell adhesion. The transcript is spliced from 4 exons. Gene Ontology annotation, cellular component: plasma membrane; bicellular tight junction. The record is from RefSeq and is a predicted model, not a curated record. Lineage: Eukaryota; Metazoa; Chordata; Mammalia; Artiodactyla; Balaenopteridae. Gene Ontology annotation, molecular function: structural molecule activity. Bases 943 to 1578 code for a protein of 211 amino acids.